UCAGGGUAACUCGGCUCGUCUGCAUUCCUCCUCUGUCUCCACAGCCUGGCGGAUAGAGAGAGAAAGAAAAGGAGGGGGGGAGAAAAURGGCAUUAUUAUUCACAACCGUAUAGGAUUUUUUUUUUUAUGAAGCACGGUUUCGAGUCUGACACAUCAGGCCACGAAAUAUAACCCCCCUUCCACACGGCUGCCACGGAACUACAGUAUCAGGGAGGAGGGGGAAAAAAUACGUGUUUUUAUAUUUUUACGAAGAACUUUUGCCUCGAUGUAUGUGCGUGUAGGUCAGCCAUCGAAAAAGCAGCUCUGAUGAAACAACCAACAGCCUUUUCAAGGCGGAUAUCUCCUUUUUUUAAAUGAGGAUUUGCAAGAUGGCUGAUGACAGCUAGCCCCAACAAGGACAAGAACCGCGACGUCCCCUUUAAGACCAGGAGGGUAUAUUUUUGUAUUUUUAUUAGCUUGAAAUAUAAAUUUAGCCGGCUGUAAAUAAAAUAUGACCACGGCCUAUGUUAGCGACGGCCGUCCUUGUGCGAAAUCGGACUUUGUGCGGAGUUUAAAUGCACCUGCGCUGUGGUAGAAAAUGGUGAGGUGACGUCUGAGGUAAUUUACGCGAUUUAAGUCGAGAUAAGGAAGUAAGCUAAUAUGUUGCUAGCUGAAGGCUGAGGCUUCGAACGGGCGAGUAAAAGUGGAGACUGAAGCUUGAAGAGACGGUACGAGGGGGGAAAAUAAUGUUAUUAAUCUCAGUGUGAGGAGAUAUUUGAUAGAUGUGUCGGAGGGAGAAGCGGAGGGGGGGUUAGCGGAACAGCGGCCAACAUUCCUGCGGAUCCUAAAACCCUUUGUUUUGUGCGCAGGAGCCGGGCUGGACCAUUAAAACGAUUAACUAUGCAGUAAACAGGCUCGAAAUGAUGGCCCGGGCAUGAUUUUCGGUCUAAUGAGAUUAUAAGGCCUUUUGUUGUCGAGCGAGAGCUGGUGUAAAAAAAAAAAAAAGCCGAGGCCUUGUGUACAGAUAUGCCAAACAUAUAGCCGAGGUUAUCCAUCACAGAGAUGUCGCUUUUUAUGGCAGAUUAAAAGCCCGGAUGUAACCGUUUUAUCCAUCUGACCAUUACAGCGGCACCUUUUAUUACCUUGCUGCCAAGCCGUCGCAGGUUGUAUAUUUAAUUAAACUGCUGGUGGAGCUUCACCGGAUACUUAUUUAUUAUUCAGUGGACAGAAAUGAUUGCGCUGCGUUAUUAUUGAGGGAAUCAGGCGUCCUUGAGAUCCUGAUUAUUACAGAUUCAGGUUUUGUGGAUAGUAACCAGGGUGUGGACUUGAGUAGUCCUUUUAUUUUUUGUGUAUGUGUUGGUCUUUAUUAGUCAAUUAUAAUCCAACGUUUCCAAGUGAGUCAGGGGAGGAAGGCUCAGCAGAAAAGACCCAGGAGUCUUAUCAUGUGUCAUGUGGAUGCAUGUUGAAUUAAGUUGAUGGGUCAUGCUCUGUGCCUUGUUUGCGUUUCGUAGUUUUUACCUGUAGCAGACGGGCUUUUUGCUUCCUGCAGGCCUGUCAACGCACACAUACAGAGGCUGUGAAGGCAGGCCGGGGUGGUUUCUGUCUUAGUGGAAAGGAAAGCAYUGUUUCCUGUAAUCUGCAUAAAGUCAGCCCUUGUUUUAUGUGCUCAAAAGGUGUUGUCAUCCUUGCUGGAAGAGUCCUCUCGCCCGGUUUUCUGGAAUUUGCCUUCAUGCUGCAUUAAAAAGCAAUACAUCUGUCAGGGAGUCUUGUCUAAUUCAGCCACAAGGGUUUGCAUAUAAAUAUUGAUCUUUCAGGACAGCUUUGGACCUUUUAUCCUCAAGACUUGUUUUGGGAGUGUCAGGUUUCCUCUGAGAGGCCUUAGAGGUCUGGAAGAAGUGGAAAACUUGAGUUGCAUGCCCUGCCCGCGCCACCAUGGCCGCUGAUAUGGCUGAGACGUGGAGGAACUGUUUUGAGGAGGAGCUCAUCUGCCCCAUCUGCUUGCACGUGUUUUCUGAUCCCAUCCAGCUGCCCUGCAAGCACAACUUCUGCCGGGGCUGCAUCAGCGAGGCCUGGGCCAAAGACUCCUCGCUGGCCCGCUGCCCCGAGUGCAAUCACGCGUACGCGCAGAAACCCAGCCUGGAGAAGAACCACAAACUGUCCAACAUAGUUGAGAAGUACAACGCCCUGAGCGUGGAGAAGGCCGGCACGCCGGCGCCGCAGUGCAUCCUGUGCCGCCGCGGCCCGCCGCUGCCCGCCGUCAAGGUCUGCCUGCGCUGCAACGCCCCGUGCUGCCAGUCCCACAUCCAGACGCACCUGCAGCAGCCGUGCUCGGCCCUCGGGCACCUCCUGGUGGAGGCAGAGGCGGUGAAGGCCUGGACCUGCCCGCAGCACGACGAGUACAGGCUGUACCACUGCGAGGCCGAGCAGACGGCGGUGUGCCAGUACUGCUGCUUCGCCCGCUGCCACCCCAACCACGGACACGCCGUCACGGACGUGGAGCUGCGACGCAACGACAUCCGGCAAAACCUGUUGAAGCAGCAGGAGCGCGUGGAGGAGCGCGUGCAGGAGAUCGAAGAGCAGCUUUGCAAGCUUGAUUCCGACAAGUGUUCAGUGGAGGACCGGGUGUGCGAGCUGAAGGAGGAGGUGCGCCUGCAGUACCAGCGCAUGCACCAGCUCCUGGAGGAGGAUCUCGGCCGCACGCUGGAGGCCCUGGACCGGGCUCAGGCUCGCUUUUUUCAGGACAACGCCUCCCAGGUUCUGGCUCUGGGUGAGCAGCGCCACAAAGCCCAGAAGCUGAUGAGCUCCAUCAACACGGCCUUCGGCAAGGCUGAGGAGCUGAGCUUCAUGAAGAACACCAAACCUGUUAAAGUCCUCACAGACAGGUCUCAGGCGUGCGUAGGAAGCAGCCUUCCUCCUUACAAAGUUGGGAAUCUGAACUCAAAACUUUUCCUUUCUGAAAUUUCAAAAAGAGAGAAGAGCUUGAAGCGAACGCUUGAAGUUCCGAUCACCCCUCCAUCGACGUUCCUGCAGUCUGUCGCUGCAUUCCCCAGCGACCAGAGCUCCGGCUCCGGGGCGGAGAAGCGGAAACAUUCCACUGCCUUCCCAGAGGGAAACGGGAGCGCCGGCAAAACCGUCGCCCCAGGUUUUAAGGACUCCUCUUCAUCUUCCUCGUCUUCUUCCUCGUCGUUAGCCAAACUGCCCUACCUGGGCUCUGGCUCCGCCUCCGGAGAAGGCCAGUCCACCAAUCAGCAGACUCUCGGCCCCUGCGCCCCGCCCCACAUCAGCGAGAGCGGCAGCGCCGGAAGCGGGAGCGGCUCGUUGGCCAAUCACCAUUCAGGCUCGGUGUUCGGCUCCUCCCACUUCCCCCCCGGCGGCAGCAGCUCCUCCCACUCCUCGCAGCAGGCCGUGUUGCCUCAGUACGGCGGCCGCAAGAUCCUGGUGUGCACGAUGGAUAACUGCUACUGCUCCGGAGUGCCGUCGGUUUCGGGCCACCGCAGCCACCCUCCGUACCCGCGCUCGGGCUCUUUCCCCUGGGUUAGCGCCCAGGACUACCCACCUCCUCCCGCCCUAACCUCUGGAGGUCCGUCCAUGCAGGGCUUGGCGGUGAGGGACUGGAUAGACGCUUCACAGACACACAGACAUGCAGAUUUCUAUGGGCUGUACGGGCAACCUUCUACGAAGCACUACGUCACCAGUUAACAGAGCAGAAAUAUACCUGAUAUCGAGGACAGGCACCAAAAUAGCACACUUUUACAGACUCGUACCCAGAAAAUAAAAAUAACACACUGUACACGCGUCGAAAUAAUGUUUAUAUUCUCACACAGAUCUUAGGACACAUUCGGGGGCAGGGUUGAUCUCUUUGUGUUUUUAUCUUCCUUUAAUUUCAGUCAGUGUUUCAUGUAGUGUAUUAUAGAGAAAACUAACGAGCAGCCAACUGCACAACUUGGCUCAGCAUUUUACGCAUAAAAAAAGGAAUAAUAUUAAUAAUGAAGAAAAGACGCUGAACUAAUCUUAUUAUUUAUAGAGUAGGUCGCAAGUUGAUAGAAAAAUAAACUCUUGUUAGAAAAUCCUUUCAUGCUUCUUCAAGGCUCCUCACUGAGGCUAAAGGGAAAAGGAGAUAAUACCACGCAGUGUUGAGCUGUCCAGUUUUAGCUCGUUUCUCUUGAUAUAAUCAGUUAUCCCGAGGCCGACUGCCUUAUGUUCCGCAUAUUUUUUUCACCACAUAACUGACUUUGUUUGAUCCUUUAAAAAGUGAGGGACUGAAAUUCCUUGUUUUUCUUGAUUUUUAAGCAUCUUGGUAUCGCUUCCUUUCUUUGCGGAGUUUCAGGGAUGAAAUCGUACAGCUUGAAAACAAAAAAAAAAAACGCUCUUCCAUGGAAAACAUCCACAGUGCACUUGUGGACGCCUUCCCAGUCCUACGACUACACACGUCGACACGCAGGGGGACAUCACAGCUGCGUCUUGACGUCCAGUUGACUUCAGCGCUCUGCGUUUUUGAGAAUUUAGCGCUUAUCCGUAACCCCCUUCCUGCUGCCGCAAGAGGACAGAAAACUUUACAAAGACUGGCUCCUUUUGACGAUUACUACAGCUUUGUGUUAUUUGGUACAUCUGUAGGAAUCACGUUUGUCUACAGAGACUGUUUGAGACUGAACAGACCAAACCAAUCCAGCAUCUGGACAAAACGAUGACGAUGCUGUAAUUGUACUUCCUGCAGGGCAAAGAUGUCACUUCCUCUCUAUAAGCACACAAGCUCUUGGCUUCCUGUUUGCAGCUGAAAGAAUGCAAGGAAGAUUUCUCUUUAAGCACUCAAAAGAAGAACAAUUGAAGGAGAGGGGAAAAAACUGCAAGCUCUUUUAAAUUGAGUAUGAAUGAAAACCAGUGGGAGGAACUUUGUUUUUCAUUAACUUUUUCUUAAAAAAACAAAAAACAGACGUGAGCGACGAUUCAUCAUCCUUAAAAAAGGAGCUGUUACAACAGCCGACAUUUACAGGGGGUUAAAAAAAAAGAUAUCUCUUUUUGUAAAUAUUUUGUGAGAAGGAUGAAAACAUGAUUUGGAGAAGGGUUCCAAAUAAACGAACAAAUUCAAUCUGGUCUCUGCUGUUAACUCGUCCAUGUGCAAACCCCAUCAUCUCAAAUAAAAAAGAAAAGUGGUAUUCUAUAUUUUUGUUACUGUAAAUAAAUCCCAUAAAAAAGGCAAAA
Austrofundulus limnaeus is the source of this 5178-nucleotide messenger RNA. It is a transcript of the gene trim8b, whose product is annotated as tripartite motif containing 8b. The transcript is spliced from 5 exons. Bases 1912 to 3678 code for a protein of 588 amino acids. The record is from RefSeq and is a predicted model, not a curated record. Lineage: Eukaryota; Metazoa; Chordata; Actinopteri; Cyprinodontiformes; Rivulidae.